AUGAAUGGAAUUGAACAAAAUUGUUUUGGAAUUAAAUGGAAGAAGGAGAAGGAGAAGCAGAAGGAGAAGGAGGAGAAAAAUGGAGAGCAAAUGAAGGAGCAAAAGAAGGAGGAGGAGAAGGAGAAGGAGGAGGAGCAGAAGGAGCAACAGAAGAUGCAGCAGAAGAAGCAGAAGAAGAAAUUGAGGGAAAAGAGAUCAUAUGGUUGGAGUGUCACAUGUCUGAGGCAGCCUAAUUUUUGCACAUGUAGUAGGGAGUUGAUAACAAGUUGA
Benincasa hispida (wax gourd) is the source of this 270-nucleotide messenger RNA. NCBI's taxonomy places the organism in Eukaryota, Viridiplantae, Streptophyta, Magnoliopsida, Cucurbitales, Cucurbitaceae. The record is from RefSeq and is a predicted model, not a curated record.